AACUGACAGACAUGUACAGUAGCCCUGUUUAUUGUCUUUCACCACCUUCAAAUGCUAUAUGUAAAACUUCUUCUCUUUUUUUAAACAAGUUCUUUGGAAAUAAAUCACUUACAGUAAACUCCCAUUGCAGAAGACUGAUUGUUCAUGACGCUUGUUUUACUGUGUUAUACUGUAUGUCACGUGAAACUAGCUGGACACACCCGUAAAAUGCUGCAUGUACUUCGUAUAAGUGUGAGCAGACAACCAGCCAAAGUACAGUCCAUAAAUUGCUGUGCACCACAGGCUAACAAGGUAAAAUGGAGAUGCCACUGGUGCUUCUUCUGGUGAUGAUGACAGCAUGUGCUGCCAUUCCUCAAGAUCUGUCAGGUAAAAUGUUCACCUUCCCAGAAGAAACCAACACAGCUCACGUUAAACUGACUUUAUCAAGGCAGAGUUUAGGAGCUGUCACUGUGUGUCUCAGGUUCUUCACAGACCUCAAUAGGGACUACCCCUUUUUCUCUGUGGCCACACCUUCUGCUGAUAAUGCCUUUCUGAUUUUUAAGACGAAAAAUAAUCUUUCUCUCUGGGCCAAGGAUAAAUACGCAGAAUUUGCAGGACAUGAGAACAAGCUGAAUGUGUGGCAUUCUGUUUGUGCCACGUGGGAUGCUGCAUCUGGAAUAGGACAGGUGUGGCUGGAUGGAAAGCCUUCAAGUAGGAAAUUCAUCAGCGAUGGGUCCAUCAGCGGGGUUAUGAUAGGUGUUUUAGGACAGGAGCAGGAUAAACACGGUGGAGGGUUUGACAUGCAACAGUCAUUCGUUGGCAUGAUGUCUGAUGUCCACAUGUGGGACUACGUCCUUCAACCCAAAGAGAUGCUGAAAUAUGCUAAUCAUUUCAGCUACACUGUGGGGAAUGUUCUCAACUGGGAGGCACUGGACUUUCAGAUUGUUGGCAGAGUGCUGAUAGAAGGGAAACAGUGAACACAUCGGUAACCAUUUAAAGCAGCAUCUCUUUCAUGUCUUUGAAAGUUAAAUGUCAUUAAGCAUUAAUAUUGCAAUUACUGUAUGUGUCAUAUAACUGGGACAGUCUCAUAUACUGUAUCUCCUAUAUGACAAAUGAUGUAUUACAUAUAUGUAUAACUUAUGAAAGCCUUGAUGAUUAUGAAGAUUCUGCAUUAGUUUAGUGAUUUUAGCCUCUGAAGUCUCUGUGGGGUCCAGGAAGCCUUGAUUCUCUAUAGUUAUAGCUUCUAUUGUUCAGACACCAACAUUGACUUUUAUUAUCUGCCUCUUUUUUAAUUCUAUAAGGAAAAGAGAUUUUUUUUUAACUUUGAGUAGAGUAAAAUUAAGUUUGUGGGUUCACGUUUGGUUUUCCACAUAAAAGGCUAAAACUAAAUCAUAUAAAACCACUGGUUUUGUUUGGUUUAUCGUCAAUCUAUAACUGCAAUAAUUACUAAAUGUCCUAAUAGCCACUAGCAGCCAUUAAUCCAGACAGGGCUUUAUGGAUUAAUGACUUAUGUUGUAUCAGGCCUGAUAUGAGGUCAAUGAAUUCAAGCCCAGUGCCUGGAUUCUAAGACUGCUGUCAUGUGGCCACUGCGUAUGCCUCUGCCUUUAUGGCUUCCUCAUUGUUUUCUACAUUUUAUUGCUCCAUUCUUUCUGCUAAGCUGUUUUAUCUGUGGCUUAGUGCUCUCAUUUAUGGACAUUCACUGCUAUUUGUUAUGUGCCAUAAACAAGUAAAGCCACCAACUUUAAUAACCUCUGCACAACCAGAUUUUUUAUGACGAUAAAAACUGCAGAUAUAAAGUGAAAAUUAUGCUCAAGAAAUAAAAUCUAUUUAUGAUAACACACUCAUAAUGUUAAAAGGGAUGUUGUUUACUCAUUUUACAUUUCCAUUGUCCCAUGACAUACAACCCAGUGUUUAAUAUGCUAAUCCUUAUAAUUGCAGGUCUUUGUGUCGUGUUGUUUUUUUCUGU
Messenger RNA from Betta splendens (Siamese fighting fish), 1945 nucleotides. Its product is annotated as C-reactive protein-like. NCBI's taxonomy places the organism in Eukaryota, Metazoa, Chordata, Actinopteri, Anabantiformes, Osphronemidae. Bases 297 to 956 code for a protein of 219 amino acids. The transcript has 5 exons. The record is from RefSeq and is a predicted model, not a curated record.